Molecule: messenger RNA, 4545 nt
Organism: Anguilla anguilla (European eel)
Lineage: Eukaryota; Metazoa; Chordata; Actinopteri; Anguilliformes; Anguillidae
Product: protein rapunzel-like
Exons: 5
Coding region: 2977-4179 (400 amino acids)
Source: RefSeq, a predicted model, not a curated record
ACGUUUUCGUAACGACGACAGUUUAUAGACGUCAUGAUGAAAUAACUUUGCUCCUCUAACGGGGGCGCUACACCCAAAAUACAACACAAUAUUGUGGAGAAGUCGGUCAUCACCUCGGAAGCACAAGCAACCCGGAAAGAUACAGUAUUUGUCAAAUUGAUACAGUCUACAGGCAAUGUUAAUGUUAUUACUGGUACUGCAAUUACACAUUUAUUUUUGCAAUUUAAAAUCGAAUGGCACUGUCAUCAUGAAUGCACCAGCUCGCUAAACCGAUACGGAUACGUAACGGUUUAAAAUAUACCUAGCUGGCUGAAUCUGAAUACUAGCUACCCGAAUAGCAAGCCACUGCAACUUUUGUUAUCAAAACAGCUGGGAUCCUAAAAACCACUGUGCAUUCCAGGAAAAGUCCGGUACGAUCUGGCGUGCAAAUGACUACACACGAAAGCUGUAUGGACUCAUUUCUGUCGGAUGAAGAGGACGCCCGCGCGAUUGAAGACGCGAUUAAGGCAGCAAUAAAAGCUGUCAUGUAUGUUUUGUGCAACAUAAACAACAACAAAAUACGUGCGUAUGAAAUGAUGGUGGCCCAGAGGGACAGAGAGAACGAAAGACUGAGAAUGCAAAUGAAGUCCGCUGAGAUGGAAUUGAUAUCACUGCGGCGAUACAGACGGACAAUGGGACAGGGGGGUCUUGUGGAUUCUGUUUGCAGCCUUGACUCCGGGAUUUCGUCGGAAGAAAACAGCAAACAGGAUUUGUGCGCUAAAUCAGGGUCGUGCGACGCCGAGGAAGACAUGCGCGGCCAACCCCUGUGGAGCAAGGAGUUUGCCACUGAGUGUACCGGUCCCUGUGCAAGUGCGGCUGACCAGGCGGAGCGUGAAGGUUGGGGGACGACGGUUGACCCUUCCCUGGUCGCAUUCGGCGAAGGUCUUCGCUGCAGGUCACGGGGGGAGUGGACCAACGGCGGCCCGCUGAAAUCGGACGGUGACAGCGGGCACCCCGCAGCCGCUGCGGAGGGCCCCGUCCCGGUGAAGGAGGAACCCCCCGAUUUUGAAACCGUAUGCGUGAAGUGGGAAGUCUGCGAUCGCGGUGUUCCGGUGGGUGGCGGCGCUCGCCCCGCGCCUAAAAACGGCACCGCGUCGACGUGGUCCAGAGACGGAGCUCUCCCUUGUGGCGAGAGGCAGAAGCACAGCUUCGGUUUCCCCGGUCUUCCAGGAGAGAGGACAACGCUUCCCCCGACCUGCCAAAAAAGCGCAUGCUCGGUUUGGCCGGAUUUGGAGAUGAAGAGAAUGUCCAACAGGGAAAAGCUGCAACGCUACAGAGCCAGGAUACGGGCGGACCCAGACAAGUACCGGGUGUACCGGGAAAUGGACCGUCGUAGGUACCAGAUGAGGAAAAAGUCCAUAAAAGAUCUUCCCGAGCACUGUCAGAAGCUGAAGCGGGAGGCGUGGAGAGAGGCGGCCAGGCGACACCGCGCGCGGAAGAAGUCCUGCCCUCCGAUUGGCCCUCACGUCGACCUUGCGCUAAACGUGGAGGUGCCGUUGGACCCCACCGAAAUCCUCCAGAGCUGGGAUCCCACAAUUUGCACUGGCCAAGGAAACCAAGUCCCAUCGGAUUGAUGGGCGAUUUUGUACCUGUUAAGACUGGAAGUUAUUAAAUUUGGCGCCCCCUUUUGGUGGUUUGUAUAUAUACGGAUUAUUACUCUUAUUGUGUAUAAUCCAUUUAUAAAGGUUGAUAUUUAACUUUUGGCUGUUUAGGUCAAGUACUUCACUCUUGAGCACAAGGGCUGUGCCCGCACUCUGGUGUCGAACCUGCAACUCUCUGACUCUAAGGGUAGCUUUCUAAGCACUGUGCUGUCACAGCACUCUAACCGAGGUUAAAUUACUGCUGUUCUUACAUGUUUAUUCAGAAUAUAUUUUACCUGAAUUUUUUUUUUUUUUUUUAGUUUGGUCAUAUGCAUAUGAACAUGAAGAUAAAUAUGACAGAUUAUUUUGUCAAUUGAGUCAAUUUUUCAGUUGAGGGAUUUUUGGUCUAAUUGCAAGGACUGGCAGGCCAUUAAAGUCAACAGCAGGUUAAGGCAUUAUUUAUUUCAACACCCAAAUGAGGCAAAACAAAAAUUACUGGCAGAGAUGACAUCAUGUGUGUUAUUUCCGCUGUCUUUUGGCGUAGGGGAAACACAUUGUGGGACUCUUUGUGUUCUGCGUGUGCAAAUUUAGUGUUAUGGACUCCAGAGCCAAGGGUCCUCACUCCUACUGUGUGUAUUCAGCUGCAAAUGCAGUUCUGUAUUUGUCACUGCUGACAUUAUGACCUGCUGAUAUUAUAACCUGAAAUCAUUUGAAGUGAAAAUGCCAGCUGUGACAGUGCAGAUUUUGAUGUGGUAUAGCCUCAUGGAGCAUGUAGUGUUUUAUGGUUAUUGUAAUAACUUGUAAUAAUUCAAUUUUUUGGAUUAAAACUACGCUUGGCAAAUGUCUUGUGGGUAAAGUCCCUCGAUUUCAUUGAAACAGCAGUCUGAAUCCCACUGUGCACAAUGAUUUAAAAAAUUUUUUUAUCUCAUAUUGUAAUGUGUUUGGCCAUGCAUUCAAACAGAUGUCAAGUGAAUACGUUUUUGAUUAGUGAUUUCAUAAUUUAGUUAGCACUUGUUAGAUUACAUGUUAUGUUUCGUUUAAAAAAUGUCUGUUUGGGAAGGCCUUCUGAAUAGGCCCCGCAUCAAAGUAAAGUCAACGGCGAUUUCUCCGUUAGCAUCGUGAUUGGUGUCGCCCAGUGAAAGUGCAGAGCAGUUUCGCUUCCGCUGUGAUCAGGCCACUCCCUUCUUCAACAGGAAGUGUAUCAUGAGCCAUCAGGAAGCUGAAACCAAAACAUCCAGUCAGUUGGUUUAAAUUAGCUCUUUAGAAAGGGGCAACAAGCAACGCAGCCAGGAUUAAGAAAACAACAUUUGAGGAAUCAGUGGAGCCUCCUGUUUUCUGUGACAUCAUUGAUACAGUGAUGUCGGUCGGCGAGGCGACAGUGGCCUCCAGGCUGAAAAAGCAGCUGGCCGACAAGAAGGAAUCGUUGGAAGCCUUCAUGGAGAUGCUGGAGAAAGGGGCGGAGCUUCUGGCGGAGACGGUGGGCGAGAUGCUGCCCAUCUUCUCCAUUGUGGCCCCUGUGGUGCAGCUGGCCCUGGACAACGUGGAGAGCAAGGAGGCGGAGUUCAUGAAGGCGCAGUUCCAGAAGGUGCGAGAGCGGCUGGAGGUCGUCUCCGAGGAGAUCCGCCGCGUCGACCAGGAGAUCAGGAAGAGCGGGGCGGACGCCGCCUACUUCUCGGUGGAGGAGAACCUGAGCAAUCAGUUCCGCAAGUUCAUGGACGUCCUCAACGCCAAGCCCAAGUUCCGGGAGGUCAAGAAGGAGAUCUUUCUGGAGCACUUUGCGAAGACCGGGGGCGACAAGAACCUGCACACCCUGUACGGCGCUGUGACAGGGGACAACUUCUCUGGGGAGUCGGUGCUGGAGAUCACCCUCAACUACCACGAAAAGAGUCGCCGGGCCGUGGAGGAAUUCUGCGCCCGUCUGAAGAACCUCUUCUGCCUGGGGCUCAUCGCCCUGGUGGGCCAGGCGGCUCUGAAGGGGACCGGUGAGGAAGAGGAUGUCCUGAAGGACUGGGGGGAGAGGAUGAGGCUCAUGGAGGAGAAGAUGAAGGCGGCGGUCGAGGUCUGCAAGGCCGGCUUCGCCGAGCAGGCCAAGCUGGACGUGGGGAAGCGGCUGAAGGAGUGGAGCGCCGAAACCCCGGUUGACCUCGCCAGCAACGUCGCAAAGUUCCUGAACCGGAAGUAUGACUGGGUGUCCUGGUUGGUCAGGGCCUACACCCCCACGAGGGGCUGCUUCGGCGGCCUGGCGCGUGGGGGCAAGGACGAGGCCGUGUGCGGGGGAAACCACUUCACCUUCGAGGGCUCGGUUCGGGUGGUGGUGUCCUACAGCCCGAAUCCCGUCGGCUUGGACGAGGGCGGCCUUCGCAGGCUGAUCGAGGGCCAGGGGCGGAGGACGCGGGACCUGGAGAAACUGGCGAGCAGGAUUCACGCCGGCCUGCCGCAUUGCCUUGUGCACGUGGUCCACCGCCGGUGGGAGGUGGCUGUCGAUGCCAGCAGCUUCCCCGGUGACUGUCAGUAUUGCCAGCAGUACAGGAACGCCCGUAUCUACAUACAUGCAGAGUGACUUGCCAACGUUACCCACGGCACAGGACAAACCCGUCUUUACAUACAGUUGACUGAAGGGAUCACUCACAUCUCCGUACAGUUUGACUGACUGGGGACGUCUUGUUGACUGACUGGGGAUUCUUUUAUUAAUUUUUAAAUGUCUUCAUGGUCUUGCCCCAUUUUACCUCAGCGAUAUGAUUGUAAAGUAUAUUCUGGCUAGGUCACUUAGAUCGUCUGACAGCAAUAUGCUGGUCAUUCCUAGAACCCAGUUGAAAAGUGGGGAAUCUGCUUUUAGUUCCUAUGGAAACCUUAGAGCCAUCAACACUUUCAGCAGUUUUAAAAAGAAACUUAAAACACAUCUAUUUACUGCUUUUAACUGUUGCUU